Aspergillus aculeatinus CBS 121060 is the source of this 258-nucleotide messenger RNA. RefSeq lists its product as uncharacterized. The transcript is spliced from 2 exons. Bases 1 to 258 code for a protein of 85 amino acids. The record is from RefSeq and is a predicted model, not a curated record. Lineage: Eukaryota; Fungi; Ascomycota; Eurotiomycetes; Eurotiales; Aspergillaceae.
AUGCAUCUUACCACGGUGCUAUACUACGGCCUGGCCGCGUUGAUCCUCACCAACGCUGCACCACUCGUCGGAGACUCCUCCAGCCGCGAAGUAGCCGACGGCGACGAUAGGGUCGCUUACACCUGGGCCAUACCGGCGAGGAGUCGCAAACGAGAGGACGGCGACGACAAGGUCGUCUACACCUGGGCCGUACCGGAGAGUCGCAAACGAGAGGACGGCGACGAUAAGGUCGUCUAUACCUGGGCCGUACCGGAAUGA